Equus quagga is the source of this 2842-nucleotide messenger RNA. It is a transcript of the gene SIT1, whose product is annotated as signaling threshold regulating transmembrane adaptor 1. Gene Ontology annotation, biological process: regulation of T cell activation; T cell homeostasis; signal transduction. Gene Ontology annotation, cellular component: plasma membrane. The transcript is spliced from 5 exons. Gene Ontology annotation, molecular function: kinase binding. The coding region runs from base 1721 to 2272 and encodes 183 amino acids. The record is from RefSeq and is a predicted model, not a curated record. Lineage: Eukaryota; Metazoa; Chordata; Mammalia; Perissodactyla; Equidae.
UACUGUUACAAUUUCUUUUUUUGAAGUUAACUUUUGCAAACUUGUCAAAAGUAAUCUUUGCAUAUUUAUAGUAAGAGAGAAUACAGCCAGAUUUGUCAAUCUCCUCUCAUAAUUAAUCAAAGAAUACCUUUAAUUAAUUUUCAUUUCUUAAAGUUCCUUUCACAUGAAGCAACAGACAUAUAAAUAGUUAGGAAAAGUCUUAAACAUAAGGUUGUUUGGCAAAGAUUCAUAAAAACUCCAUUUCAUAAUAAAUUCCAGAAAUUCUCAAUAUAAAUAAAAACUCCAAAUGCUCACCUAGAGUGACAGAAUUAAAGUAACUCAAGUUCAAUUUCUUUGACUUCACAAUCAUUGUGCUAUCAUUGCUUAUUUUAAAUUUUCUGGUUAAAUGCAGGCAUAUGUAACAUCAUAGGGGUUGGAGACAGAAAUUAGCAAAAACUCAAUUCCAAACAGGCGCUAAUUCUAGACAUAAACACAUGUAGAUGAAUCUGCUUGGGUCAGGGGCCGACUGUCUAAGUGAGAGUUCUCCAAACUAACUCCCACAUAGAUUACAAUGUUUUUUAAAGGAUAAGUAACACAAAAUCUUAACUUGAAGCCUAUAUAUUAUUAAAACUCAUCAGUAACCACAGUAAUUUAGAACCUCGAUCUACAAAAGAUUUUUCAGAGAGGAGUAUUUUAUCACUGACAUUUUUUAGAAUUGCAGGAGCAUGGUGAUAAUGAAGAUGAGACUGAUUUUCUGUCCGCUUUUUUACUUUCUCUGCAGACAAUACCUUUGACUGCCUGCAGCGGGAAGGGUGGGACCUCUCCUGCCACCCCAUCCUUGGCACACCACUCCAGUAAUUUAAAAAUUUUUUUAAAACACUGUAUAGGCCAGACAAAACAUAUCUCUGCCCUCUGGUCUAAACUUCAAAUCCCUCUUCCCACCCCCAGAGCCUCCCACAUGGUGGGGCCGUCUCUGGGCGGAGCAGGUGCUCCAUUCCCCCAAGUGAACAAGUGCAAAGACAGGGCCGGGUUCCCAGGCUAGGACUGGGGCCGAGGUUUCCUCCAUUCAACUAACUUUUUGAGACUGGCUUUCUUAGGGACAGUUUGAAUGAAGUGGGUUGGGAGGGGGGAAUCUAGCUUCUUCUAUCCUCCAAACUAUUAUACCAGUAAUAAUAAUGACAACGGUCAUCUCAACACAUUCCCCAAGGGUCGGCCUGAGGGUGUGGUGGGACUGCGGGCACCAGCAGCCCUCCCCAUCUCACUCCACGUUACAGCAUGCCCGUGGAGGAAUACAUUCUCCCUCACAGGACUCGGAUAGGCAUCUGGUGGCGGAAGGCAAUCUCUGUCCUGAGGCCUGGCUUCCUUGUUGGUUGGUCUUGCCUCACGCCCCCUCGGCCCCCCCUUGGAGUCUCCAGGGGCUCACCUGUGCCGGGCACGGUGAACUCAGGCCUGCCUCUCUCUUCUGCGGCCUGAGUGAGAGCGCGGAAGCUUGGGAGCUGCAGGGUGGUGCAGGUGCAGGCACAGGGCGGUGUCUUUGUUCUUUCGCUCAUCCCUCCCCUCCCCAUUCCUCCCCGGAAACCAGCGACUUUGCCACCACCAGUAUUGAGGAUGCUGAGCUUUGGGGCCAGGCCCAGGGAGGGGUGGGAGUAAGGGGGGCUGUGGCAGCUGUCAGGCCAUAAGCCAGGCUGACCCCUGGGUUCAGGGCAGGGUACUUGUAGACUCGGCUCCUACAUCAGCAGUCAUGAGCGUAGGUCCCAACGGCACAGCCACAAGUCCGGAGAGUCUGGAUCUGCUAGUGCGUGGAUUCCCCUCCGUGACCCAGGCCUGGGGAUUGUGGGCCCUCUUAGGGGCUGUGACGCUGCUGCUUCUCCUCUCACUGGCUGCAAACUUGUCCCGAUGCACUAAUGGCCAGACCAGGAGCCAUCUGGGACAGGGACGCUCUGGAGGCUCUGUGGAAGAGGUCCCCCUGUACGGGAACCUGCAUUAUCUGCAGACAGGACAGCUGUCUCGAGAACCAGGGCCAAACCAGCAGGAUCCAACACCUGGAGGCCCAGCCAGGCCUGCAGAGGAGGGGAUGUGCUAUACCAGCCUGCAGCUGCGGCCUCCUCAGGGACGUACUCCGAGCUCCGGAACCCCCAUCAAGUACUCAGCGGUGGUGCUGGACUCUGAGCCAAAGCCCCAGGCCUCGGGCCCGGAGCCGGAGCUCUACGCCUCAGUGUGUGCCCAGACCCGCAGAGCCCGGGCUUCCUUCCCAGACCAGGCCUACGCCAACAGCCAGCCCGCGCCCAGCUGAGCUGGAGGGCCGGCACAGCGGGCGCGCAGCGCCCCAGCCUCCUCUGUUGCAGAGGUUACUGCUACCCUGUCCGGGGCAUGACUGUUUCCCAACCACCCCGCAUGCCUGGCCGCCACUGCCCAGUCGCAGGAGGUGAUGUUCCCCGAACUUCCUGUGUGAGCUGUGAGGGAGACAUCUCAGGGGAGCCGCAGGCCCCACUUCUUGAGGAUGGAGGAAGCAAAGGCAGUGACCGCCCCCCUCCCCGACCUCUGCUUAUCUCUAUCUAUUCCUCUCAGCCCCCAGACUCCCAGGUUCUCACUUCCUCCCCCUUCCGGAGUUCCACCAGAUCCUCCCCGCGCCCGCUCCCUCGGAGUCUACCCCUGAUGCCUCAGCGUCUGAGACCGGGGAGUGGGCAGUGGGUGAGGGGUAGAGGCCUGAGAGGCCAUGGGUGGGUGUACUCCCCGGGAGCCCGCAGGCUGGAGGGGUCCUGGAACGCGGCCUCCUGAGUUCUGAUCUCAGAGCCCCGGCGGGAGAAUUUUCUCCAGCCUGCUGCCUCUGUCAUGGCCCCAAGUUUUCAAAUAAAACUUCUCA